Molecule: messenger RNA, 2015 nt
Organism: Stegodyphus dumicola
Lineage: Eukaryota; Metazoa; Arthropoda; Arachnida; Araneae; Eresidae
Product: protein phosphatase 1 regulatory subunit 3E-like
Biological process (GO): regulation of glycogen biosynthetic process
Cellular component (GO): protein phosphatase type 1 complex
Molecular function (GO): protein phosphatase 1 binding; glycogen binding
Source: RefSeq, a predicted model, not a curated record
CAUGCUGCGAAAUGUAAACAACAUCAGUAGAACGCGAAUUUUAACUAAGUUGCAAUGUCUGUUAUAACAUCUCGGCCUGCCAAUAUAUUUACAUCUAGUUCCAGGAGAAGACAGUGGCAAAUUGGUAGUCAAAGACAGCACAGUUUUUCAUUAGAUAUACCCCAAAAUAUAUACGAUAAUGAUAAACUUUCUCGUGGUUUAGACAGUGUGUGUUUUGACGAAGAACCACUGAGGUGCAGAGAAGAGGAUCGAAUAUUUUUGUAUUUGCCUAGAAAUCUGUCUUAUUGUGAAGUUUGUUCAGAUGUUAUACGAGACCAUGUUCAAAAGAAAGUAAGACUUUUAAGCAAUCGUUUGUGCCAGUAUGACGAUAUACCUCCAACGCCUGUGGAAAGCCGAAAGGUUUUUGGUUUGUGGGAAGAGAGUGAAGCUGAAGAGGAGUCUGGUCAAUGGGUCAAAAAAUCUUCAGAACAAGCUUCUGCAUGCUGUGCUGGGAAAGAAAGAUGCCAGUCUAUAAACUGUAUGCCAACACGUACUCAACCAAUUCUGAAGAAGAAAAGAGCUAUUUCAUUUCCUGCACCACGUAAAGAAGGUAAAAAGGUUGUCAGAUUUGCUGAUGCUCUUGGCCUAGAAUUAGAAUCUAUCCGCUAUCUGGUUCAGAAAGAUUUACCAAAAAUUGUGCCAUCUGGUUCUGAAUUACAUUCAGAAACUAGUCAGAACCAGUCAUCAAAGCCAAAAUGUGGAGGUAAGAAAAUUCAAUUAGUUCCUGCUUUCCUUGCUCCAUCUCUGAGUUCUUUGUUCAUUGAACGGUUACGGAAGUUAAAGGUUUCAUUACACAGUGUCAGCACAGCAGACAGUACUGUCUAUGGAAUCAUAAGUGUGAUAAAUUUGACAUUUCACAAAACAGUAUUUGUGAGAUAUACAGCAAAUGGGUGGAUGAGUUAUCAUGAUGAACUUGCAUUUUAUUUAGAAGGUUCAAGUGAUGAAGACAGUGAUAAAUUUACAUUUACCUUAUUUUGCAGUCCAUCUGAUCUGUGCACAAGAGGUCACUCAUUAUUUUUUGCUGUGUGCUACGAGACUCCAGAUGGUCAAACAUUCUGGGAUAAUAACGAAGGAAAAAAUUACUGUAUUAAAUGUGAAACAAGAGAAAUACCGGUUGUUGGUAACCACAGUUGGGUUCACUUUCUUUAAUAUCGAACAACAGCUGUUAUGUUUAAUGCUUGAAUGUUUGUAUAUUAAAAAUUUAAGUUUAAAUAUUUAUGUAUAGGCAGGUAGGUUUCUAUUUGUAAACUAUUUUGGAAUUGAUACUCUAUUUGUGGAAUUAGCACAUAGUUCAUAAGUUUUGGAAAUGUCACCUCGGACACUAAUAUUAGGGUUCUGAUUCAUAAGUUGAUAUCAUUAUGAAGGUAUAUAUAUUAUCCCCUCUUUUGUGAGUUAUUCAUUUAGGAAUGUGUUAUUAAACAGGCUAAUCUAUGGAUGUAAUAUAGUGCUAAUGCAAAUAUUUUAUGUUGAAAUGUUUUAUAUUUUAAUUAUUAUGCACAAUAUAAAAAAAGUAUAUUUUUUAUUAUUUUGAGAAAGCUAGUAAUUUAAAUAAUGUGUCUAAUUAAAUAAAACAUUCAAGGUGUUAAUGAAGACAAAUCUAGAUUUUAAUCAGCAAAUAUAGUGAUUAAAUUCAGAUAUUUUUAUAGCCUAAUUUGGUACUUUGUUACAGCGGCCCUCAACCAUAUUUGCCAUUUUAGAUUUGUGCCUAUGUUACAGGGUAUAAGAAUAUGCAGGUGCUAAUGUACGAUCACAGGGUGAGGUAUAAGAACAUGCCAGAUUUUGACAAGAUAUAUCAGCUAUUCAAUCUCAGGGGUUGCUAUAACGAAGUACCCCUAAUUUUAUAUCUUAUAUAAACCAAGUGGCUAAAUUUAUUAUUUAAUGAAUAUAAGAAGAAAAAUUUAUAUUAAAAUGUGUUAAUAAAAAUAGAGAUUACAGUUAUAUUAAUAGAAAUGAAAUGCUUUUAAAGUAUAUUAACA